AGUAAGCAUUUGGUGGGCCCAUGUCAGAAUUUGAACGUAUUGAUGGCAGAACGGCAAAAUAGACCGGCAGAUGAGAUGAGCUAAAAUAUAAAUUUAUUAUUCAUUAUUUUAAUAAAAAUACGUCUUUUUUCCCCAAUGACUGCCUCUCAUUUCACUUUUUCGUCACAAAAUAAAAUAAAAUAAAAUAAAGGAGAUCCCAAACUCUGCAAAAAAUACAAGAACAGCAUAUCAGAAAAAUAGAAAAAAAAAACAAAAAAAAAGCAGCUUCCUUUAACUUCCCGUCAACUAAAUACCAUUUUUUUUGUUCUCAAAAAAAAAAAAAAGCUCAUCAUCUUAAUUUUAACACAAUUACUGAAAUUGGGUUUGUCAGAAUUCGGUUAAAAUCACCCAAAUCAGAAGAACCCAUGUUUGAAAUUUUUGUGUUAGAUUAAUUUUCUAACAAUAACCGAAUCUGGGUUUGUCAGAAUUCAAGCAAUUUCAGAGAUUCUGGGUUAGAAUUAGAUUGAUAAGAGAAGAGGAAGGUGUAAUAAAAUCUGGGUAAAAAAGAUUAUGAGAGAUGGUAAAUCAUAAUUGAAUUUGUAUAUUGAAAAACAAUGUACAAUAGCAGUAAUUUGAAGGGGGUGAUACUAGCAUGUGUAUCAAGUGCCUUCAUUGGGUCCAGUUUUAUCAUUAAGAAGAAGGGUCUUAAGCGUGCCGGAGUCUCUGGCGCACGUGCUGGUGUUGGUGGGUAUGGCUACUUGAUGGAGCCCUUAUGGUGGGUGGGAAUGACCACUAUGAUUGUUGGAGAAAUUGCUAAUUUUGUUGCUUACAUUUAUGCACCCGCUGUGCUUGUGACACCACUCGGUGCACUGAGUAUAAUUGUUAGUGCAGUGCUGGCCCAUUGCUUAUUGGAUGAAAAACUACAAAAGAUGGGGAUGCUUGGAUGUCUUCUUUGCAUAGUGGGCUCCACUGUCAUUGUGCUUCAUGCACCAGGGGAGCGUUCAAUAGAAUCUGUUGAUGAAAUAUGGGGAUUAGCUGUUCAACCAGCAUUUCUGCUAUAUACGGCAUCAGUAGUAGCGGUGGCAUUGGUAUUGAUCUUGUACUGUGCUCCUCGAUAUGGUCAAACCAAUAUUUAUAUUUAUAUAGGAAUAUGCUCGAUAAUAGGAUCACUGACAGUGAUGAGCGUGAAGGCCAUUGGGAUAGCAAUAAAACUUACCCUGGAUGGUGCAAAUCAAUUUAAAUACUUUCAGGCGUGGGUUUUUGCGAUGGUUUCGGUGACAUGCAUCAUUAUUCAAUUAAAUUAUCUCAACAUGGCACUUGAUACUUUCAAUACUGCAGUGGUCUCUCCUAUCUAUUAUGCACUAUUCACAUCAUUUACAAUUCUUGCUAGUGCAAUAAUGUUCCAGGAUUAUUAUGGUCAAAGUAUAAGCAAUAUUGCCUCAGAGCUUUGUGGAUUUAUCACCGUGCUAUCCGGGACCACAAUCUUACACAGUACAAGAGAACCUGAUCAACCAUUUAUUACAGAUUUGUACACACCACUCUCUCCAAAAGUAUCAUGGCAUCUGCAAAGUAAUGGAGAAAUUUGGAAGCAAAGGGAUGAAGACGGCCAGCCUCCUAACUGUAUCACAAUCCUCCGCCACGAUUACUUCAACUAGUUUGAACGCUGCUAAAAAAGUUUUGCUUUACGCAUUAUCCCGCCUCUCCGAGAUGCAGCUUCGCUGUACAGGAGGCAUAAUGUGUGAUGCUGGAGGGAGAACCUUGGGCGAGGUAUAGAUAUUAUAAUGAAGUUUGAAGUUUGAAGUUUGAACAUAUACAUGCUUGUGCCAGUUUGAUAAGGUGCAGAGAUAUGCUAAUUGGUUUAGGCUCAAUUUUUUUUUAAAGCUGCUCUCCUUGGCGGGUAAAUUGUGACCCCUCUUGUGCAAAAUUAGGUCCUUACUCCUUACUAAUUAUUUAUAGUGAUGAUUUUUUUUAUCUUACACCGUUUAGCUUUAGUCCAUGGUAGUGUGACUGUGUGACCUUUCCCUUGUAUAAGUGGACUGUGCUAUUUUUAGGGGUGGAGUAGAAGCACAACUUUAUCCCUGUAUUCUUUCUAACAUGCUUCUUAAUACUAGCAGAUUCUCAAAGAGUAACUAGCAGAUUAUAUUGUAAUAAGUUUUCAUCUUUUUGGUUAAGCAAAUAUAAGGUAUAUUUCAUUUCCAGAACCAAAAUGGAUAUACAACCUAUACUUUUGUAUACACUUAUGCUUUGUAUAAGGAAUUUCUCCAUUUUUAUCUA
Molecule: messenger RNA, 2253 nt
Organism: Beta vulgaris subsp. vulgaris (sugar beet)
Lineage: Eukaryota; Viridiplantae; Streptophyta; Magnoliopsida; Caryophyllales; Amaranthaceae
Product: probable magnesium transporter NIPA6
Exons: 9
Coding region: 594-1634 (346 amino acids)
Biological process (GO): magnesium ion transport
Cellular component (GO): membrane
Molecular function (GO): magnesium ion transmembrane transporter activity
Source: RefSeq, a predicted model, not a curated record